This is a messenger RNA of Trypanosoma rangeli, 324 nucleotides long. Its product is annotated as solute carrier family 20 (sodium-dependent phosphate transporter). Gene Ontology annotation, molecular function: phosphate transmembrane transporter activity. Gene Ontology annotation, biological process: phosphate ion transmembrane transport. NCBI's taxonomy places the organism in Eukaryota, Euglenozoa, Kinetoplastea, Trypanosomatida, Trypanosomatidae. The record is from RefSeq and is a predicted model, not a curated record. Gene Ontology annotation, cellular component: membrane. The annotation marks the transcript as partial. The transcript has a single exon.
AUGACCAACCAAUACCUGUGGAUCGCCAUCGUUGGCGGCAUCGUCGCCUUCCUCACCGGAUGCGGUGUGGGAAUGAACGACCUUGCCAAUGCCUUUGGCACGACGUACGGCUCCCGCGUGUUGACGCUGAAGCAGAUUAUUGUUCUUGCCUCCGUCUGCGAGUUAGCUGGCGCCGUAUCUCUAGGCGGUGAGGUGACCUCCACGAUCUCCGGCGGCAUCGCCGACGCGUCACAGUUUGCGGGCGAGCCGUACGUUUUGAUGUACGGCAUGCUCUGCGCUCUGGGUGCUGCCUUUUUGUGGCUGCUGCUCGCGACUAUCUUGACC